Molecule: messenger RNA, 1974 nt
Organism: Fusarium redolens
Lineage: Eukaryota; Fungi; Ascomycota; Sordariomycetes; Hypocreales; Nectriaceae
Exons: 2
Coding region: 282-1616 (444 amino acids)
Source: RefSeq, a predicted model, not a curated record
CUGCGACUUCGCUCUUCUCCCCCUCCCGCAGCCACCAACUUUCCCUCCCACCUCGCUUUUUGCUUUUUUUUCUUUCCAUAAAAAACACAAGAAACAUCAUAUAGAACACAAUUUUGUUCUUCAUCUUUUUGAUCGUAUUAUUUUCGUGGCCUGGAGCUCCGACUCCUUAAUCACCACCUUCACCAGCUGCUCAGGUAUUUGUGGCCUCCUCUUGCUCGAAGAGAAGCGUUUAACCUUGCUCCAGGACACACUCAGACGUACCUGUGAUCUGUUUUUCCAUCAUGUCGCUGUGGGGGCAACGAUUCCAUGAUACGGCCAAGUUGCCGGCGUCGGAACGAGAGAAGGCGCUCAGGCGUGGGCACAAGGAGCUUAACUUUCUCAUACUUCUUCGCAUGGAAGCCAUCGGGUAUGCGUUUGCUGAACAAGUCGAAAUCUAUGCUUCUUUCGUCCCGCUGCCUCCGCCAGACCUUGAAGAGGCUGAGAACUCGGACUCGUGCGAGCAUGGCUCGGAAGGUGCUAGUGAAGCCACCACCGAGCAUGAGUCUGACCAGGAACAAGGCGACGACGAAGAUGACCCUUGGGAAGUUCAGGCUGCUGUAAGCGCUGCAGCCGUGGAGGGUCUAAACGCCGCUGACUCGCGAGACGACACUGGUUCUAACGAGCCCGCUGGACAAGAUGACACCCGCAACGAUACUGAGUCUGCCGACAAAAUGUCCUUCGACCAUGACAUGGAGAUCCUUAGCGCCUGUCUUGCUAGAGGCCCUCCUACUGCUGAGAGCAGCCCAACCUCCAACGCCGUUGAGGCUUCUACCAACGACACCACGACAGCAGCGAACUCAGGAACUACCCAUGGAUGGCUUAGCAACGAUCCUGGAAGCAACGAGGGCACCAACGGUCAGUCUUCAUGUCACGAGUCUGUGGACAUUGACACUGUUUCGCCCAUUGGCUCGGAAGGGGCCAACCAACGCUGGCUAACGAAUACCCCCGGUGCUCCCUACGACAGCGGAGCGACUACCUCUUCCAACGUAUCAGAGGACGGAAGCCCUAUCCAGGGUGACGAGGGUUACGCUACUGCGGCUCAAGAAGAUGGGGAUGCGGAGAGCAAUGAUCCCGCUGAGUCAAGCAACGGGCACUACGCAGUCUACUUGCGACCCAGCACUCUUUUCGAACCUCCUCCCACUUGGGCGACACAAUACAAGAAAUUUUUCGACGUAGCUGUCGCGGCCUACAGAAUGUUUCUUUAUAAUCGCGCACCCAAGCCAAUCCGGGCACGACUCGCGGAUCCGAGUACCCAUGAGGCAGCAGUCAAGCGAUACAAUCUGAUCAACCUGGGCCUUUACCCUUUCGUCACUGCAGGCCAUCUUAUCGAGUUGCAGCAACGCAUCGGGGAUGUUACCCACUUCUGUACUUGGAUCGAAAGAAACAUGGAGGAGAUCCAGCGUGACAAGGAGGCGAGGAAAGACAUCAUCUACGCCUAUCCCUCAAAUUCACCACUUCGAUUUCGAACCAAGGGCCUUGGAAGUUCCUUACGCUACGUGACCCAUGUCGACGAGGAUUGGGCCGACGAGGACGACUGGGGAUUGCCUCCUCCAAUGAAGAAGCGAAAUCUGAUCUAGUUCCACUCGACAAAAAAAAAACACAGCUUGCUAGAAAUGGGUGGAUUCUUGAAGUUAGUUCGGGGAAGAUGAACAGGAGAUCGACACAGAUCUAAGAGAUCUUGACCAACUUAGAUUGACACAACGCUAGAGCUUGUUGUCCCAAUUAUUGGCCUAGAAAACCUCAGGUUAAUGUUUUGUAAGCUUGGAAGAAGCUUAGAGAUAUGGGCAAUAGACCAUAGGACAGAGAGGCGAUGAGGGUUUCCGCCGUGACUUUGUUUUGAGUUUGUUUGGCGUACAGGAACCACAGGAAGCAUAGCGAGCUGGGAGGCAGCGAUUACUACAGGAAGCAUAGCAGACCUAGAGUCAGCGGUUUUCC